AUUAUAUACCACGGUGAUUGUUACAUCUCACACAUACGCUUUCCCAAUAGCAAUCCCUGACCUUAGUGUAAUAUUGUGGUCGAGAGGGAAAAGAACUUCAUCGCAUCAAACGCAAUUGGAUCUGUCUUCUUAGGAGAUGAAAACUUAGAAAGGCUUGUCUAGGGAUUAUGGAGUAUGCCGACUCAGACCAAGUGAUCGAAGUGCUUGACGGUGCUGUUAGCACACGAGUUAUCCGCCACCCUGACAGAUCAUUCGCUUUUGAAGUGACCCUUGACCUAGAAAAAGGCUCGAAACACUUUUCGCGCAAGCCGCCAAUUCACUUUCACGCAAAUCAAGAUGAAUUCAUACAAGCAACCGAGGGCAAGGUAGGACUCGAAGUCGACGGGAUGGAGCACGUUCUUCUACCCGGAGAAGAUGAAUACCGCAUUGAGGCGUGGGAAAACCAUCGCUCAUAUCCAAUUGAACAAGAGAGACAAGAGGGGAAAACCAUCGUCAAGUUUCUGCUAUCGGGUGCGAAAAGCUCUGAAGUUUACGAGCUUAACACAUUGUUCUUCGAGAACUGGUACAAGUACCAAGAGCAUGUGGCCAAAAACGGAGGAAAGAUCAACAUCAUCCAGGUCUUAAGUACAUUCGAUGCCGGUGGGACAUAUAUUGCGUUUCCGCGCUGGGUACCAUUUGGAAGACGAGUAUCGCAAGUUAUGGGCAUCGUCAUCGGUAGAUGGCUAGGGGGUUUACUUGGGUAUCAACCUUUCUAUCGGGAGUGGUCUACUGACUGGCAAUUGGCCUGCGACAAGAUGGAGUCGUCGAUUUUCCAAAGGCGUUGGGCAGACCGUUCGAAGGUGGACUAACUAGGCUUGUCUAACUAUGAGAAAUUCAGCAUUAAGAGACUUAUCUUGAUGAUACCGAACUGGAUAGCUAGAGGCUAAUUUACUGUCGUGGUUACGGGCUGGCAUUAAAG
Molecule: messenger RNA, 958 nt
Organism: Daldinia decipiens
Lineage: Eukaryota; Fungi; Ascomycota; Sordariomycetes; Xylariales; Hypoxylaceae
Exons: 3
Coding region: 168-848 (226 amino acids)
Source: RefSeq, a predicted model, not a curated record